Messenger RNA from Macrosiphum euphorbiae (potato aphid), 1380 nucleotides. Lineage: Eukaryota; Metazoa; Arthropoda; Insecta; Hemiptera; Aphididae. The record is from the annotation of a GenBank genome assembly.
AUGAGAAUUUGUGGACUUGAAGAACAAAUUCAUGUCAUUGAUAAUAAAGUGACUGUUGAAGAAAUUAUAAAGGAUAUAGUUAGAACAAAGGAAAUAUCAGAUCCAUUUUAUAUAUUUGAUGUUGGUGAUCUUGUGCAUAAAGCAAGAAUAUGGCAGCAAAAGUUACCACGGGUAAAACCUUUUUAUGCUGUGAAAUGCAACGACAAUUCCCUUGUGUUAGAAACGUUGGCUGCGUUUGGAACGAAUUUCGAUUGUGCUUCCAAAGCCGAGAUAAAAAAAGUUUUGGACUUGGGAGUGAAUCCAUCUCGUAUAAUAUUCGCUAAUCCAGCAAAAAUGACCUCACAUAUUAAGUAUGCCAUGAGCCAAUGCGUUGAUCUGACAACAUUUGAUAAUGAACUGGAACUGUACAAAAUUAAAUCUAUUCAUCCAUCCUGCAACUUAGUUAUACGAAUUCGUUGUGAUGCAACUGAAACUCAGUGUCCACUUGGUAUUAAAUAUGGCUGUGAUCCUCUAACCGAAGCACCUGCAUUAAUGUCAUUGGCCCGUGAUUUGGGUUUGUCUGUAGUAGGAGUAAGCUUUCAUGUUGGUUCAGGAUGCAAUGAACCAGCUGCCUUUCGAAGAGCAAUUGCUGCUUCAGCAGCUAUUUUUCGACUUGCCCAGCAGUUAGGUUUUAUGAAUAUGUACCUGUUGAACAUUGGAGGAGGAUUUCCUGGAAAUAAAAGCACUUCGUUGGACAAAAUUGCAGACAUAGUGAACGAUGCACUUAAUGAAUGGUUCCCUCCAAACAAUGGAGCUACCAUCAUAGCAGAACCAGGUAGAUUCUUUGUGGCUUCAGCAUUUACUCUCUCUACAAAAAUUCACUCUAUUAAAAAACGUUCAAAUGAUGAAAAUCACAUUAUGUAUUUUAUUAAUGAUGGAGUGUAUGGUUCUUUCAAUAGUAUUCUUUAUGAUCACUCAGUUGUUGUACCCAAACCUUUGAAUGAUUAUCUAAUGAGUCCAGUUUGCCAGAGUUCCAUCUGGGGACCUACUUGUGAUGGUUUGGAUCAAGUAGUUGAUUUGGUGAAUAUGCCACUGAUGAGAAUGGGUGAUUGGAUUACUUUUGAAGAUAUGGGAGCAUAUACAAUACCUGUAGCUAGCACAUUUAAUGGAUUUCCACUUCCCAAGGUCUUUGCUGUUGCCAGUCGAAGAAUUUGGCAAAAGUUGAAGAAUUUAAUGCCAAUAUCUGAGGAUCAUUUUACAACUGUGCCCAUUGUUGCAACUAUUAAAAUGGUACGUUCAGUAUCCAGCGAUGAUGAUGAAUGGGAUGAAAAUGAUUUGGAAUAUACCCAACGAUAUCCAUGUCUUCAUCUGAAGAGUUCGUUCUCUAUGCGCGAAGCAUGA